UCCCACGUCCGUUACAAAUAAACGUGCUAAACUUUCAAACGAAACUGAAGUAGAUCAUGAAUAUGUGAUGGAAGCUUUAAGGCAGAAAGUUCAAAGAAAUCAAGAAAAUCCCGCAAAAAAAUUUAUGACUGUCUUAAAGCCUAGGAGUUCUACACCAGUACCAUCACCGGUGGAUUCAUCUCCUUUGGUUCAUUCACCGAUUCCUCCUCAAUUACCGCCUAUGAAUGUUCAUUCUCCUAGCAUGAAUCAAGAACAAGUCGCAAAAAC
Funneliformis caledonium is the source of this 267-nucleotide messenger RNA. The record is from the annotation of a GenBank genome assembly. NCBI's taxonomy places the organism in Eukaryota, Fungi, Glomeromycota, Glomeromycetes, Glomerales, Glomeraceae.